AAUAAUUGAUCAGACAAAAAACAAAAACUCUAGUGUUAAUUAAAUGUUAAAUAAAAAUGAAAGAAAAUAUUUUUGUCAGUUGAUUUAAAAUGUUCGGGCCCCAAAGUGUUUAGAUAAUGGGGGUAGUGGACCUCCUGCUAUUUUAGUUAGGGACCCCUGCCAUAGACCUAUCCUAAAUGUUUAAAAGGAAGUAUAAUAGGUCACCUAUAACAAUGGCAAUAAUCCUUUACAUAAAACACAAAGCGCUGAGUUUGUUCAAAUGUUCUAAUGACAAAGAAUUUCUUUCUUUCUUUCUUUCUUUCUUUCUUUCUUUCUUCCACGCUCCAAUUUAGCAACUCUAGUCCCUUCAACUGCGUUACUCUAUAUUGAGACAGAGAGUCUUUAACAUUUCAGAUUUAUGAGACCUUGAUUUUGUUUGUGAAAGUACAAAAAAAAUUGUUUUUUCAAAGCCCUUUGGCAAAGCAGUGUUUACUGGCCAAACACAAGUAAAAAAAUAAUACUACAAUACAUUUUAGUUUUUAAUGUUACAUCAUAAGAGGUUUUGUUAUUUAGUUUACCCAAAAACUUACUAAUAAGAUUGUAUGAACGAUCGCUAAAAAACAACUUUACAGACAUUUUCCAAUCACACGGGGAAAAAAACAUAAUAAAACAAGACCGUAAAGUUGAGGCUAAAUCACCGAGACAGAAAUGUUUACACCAUUACAGGGCUUUGCAAGGACAUGUCCGCUAUCUCCGUUAACUUUCUGUGUCGAGUCCCUGAGGAAGAGGCUGCAUCCCGUCCUUGUGGGGAAGGCUGCAGCCUCUGUAAUCACCUCUUGUCUCCUGUGUGCGGUGUCCCGGCGGACGCUCCGGCGGUGACAAACCGUGUGCUGCAGUCCACGUCCGCAGCGUGCGGCGGACAGACACGCCGUCAAUCCAAUGAAAUCGCUCGACAUAUUGAGGUUGUCAAAUCAAAGCGAAAGAGGAGGCGCCGUCCUCGUCGUCGUCGGAAUGACGUCAUGCACAAACAGCUGGUCGCUGGCAGAUAAUCAGAAAAAAUGUAGACCAGCAGAGCGCCUGAGACCUGCAGCCGGGCUGGAGCCCCCCUCAUAACGCGUUCGGCAUUUAACGAUGUUGCAGCUGGAGCGUCGGGGCUCGGGAUGUAGCCCUCCGAGGCUCCUCUUGCUAAUUUACACCUUUUUCUGCGCUGUUGGAGAUUGCCUUUUUGUGACUGAUUACUUCACCCGUACGCCUCGUAAGCUGAAUGCUUUCAAUUCCUUCGCCAGUGUGGAGCUGUUCCACUUCAAUGUGCCUGAAGACACAAUGAUGGCCGUCUGGAACCUCAUCACCUUCAAGGAGCAAGGGGGCACAUUCGGGGACAACUGCCCAAACCGCAAUGUGACAGUAUAUUUCAGGUCAGGAGCCCCACCGGUGAUCAACCCCCUUUAUACCAGAUUCCCUCGGGAUACGGUCGUCCCGGGGUCCUUUGCUGUGACCCUGACCUGGACUCUUCCAAACCGAACAACCGGAGCGUUCAACGUGACUAGCCCUCUCCCUGGAGACUGGUUCUUAGCCGCACAUUUACCCAAGGAUGAGGGCAAGAUCUCAGUCAAGGGUCUGUCUGAGGAAUGCCAGUAUCUGUUCCAACCUCAGCUCAUUGUCCAGAAACUGAUUGGAAUUUCAGUGCUUUAUCCUGGAUACUUCAUUGACCAGAUGAUCCCAAUCCAUAACAGAUCAGCACUUUACAAGGUUUUCAUUCCCAAUUAUAUAUCGAAGGUGAAGGUUCAGCUGGUAAACUGCAGCACCAAACACAAAAGCAACGACACCUGUCCCGUGGUGCUGAAGAUGAGAGCACGGGCGCCGCCGGUGCACAACUCGAGUGCCCUUGACUGCAGGGAGUGGGAUCUGUGUGAAUUAGUCACCCUCGUACCUGCCUGGGAGCAAUGGUACUACAUCCUCGUGGAGAGGUAUCUGAGUAACUCCGACGUCUACUUUCGCAUAGGCGUGCAAGUCACAGAUUGCUCCAAACCCAGUUCAUCGAAGGAGCAAUUACAGUCCAGCUCGUCCAUGAACAUGCCACAGUCUUUUGGAACAGCGAUGGGAUUCUCCCUGUCUGACACGCUCCUGAUGGCAGCGCUGCCUUCCCUCUCUCAGAACGCUAGCCAUCUGCACACCGCAGAGGACAGCAUCAUUUACCUCGCCCCCACAGCAGACACAAACAAAUGCUGGCCCAUCCGCCCAACCCUGCGUAACGAGCUAGACACUUUCUCUGUGCACUUCUACGUCUUCUUUGGUCCAAACAUAUCCAUUCCACCAGAUCGGGCUGCCGUGUUCGCCAUCAACUUGAUGCCUGUUUUAGACAGUGGAGGGGUCCUUAAUAUGGAGCUAAAGUUAAACCUGUCUAUGCUGAAGGGAGCGAAUCUGACAGUGUUCGGCUGCCUUAAUCACGGAAUGCCUCUCUUCUUGAGAGAAAAUUCAUCCCUGAAAUGUGAAUCAGAAUCUGUUGCUGGGUUUUUCCUCUCUGUGAACAUAUCCUCUAAUAUUACCAAACUGCGAAUUCCCUACCCACAAACAGGAACCUGGUACCUCAGUCUGCGCUCUUUAUGUGCCACCGAACACGGGUUUAAAGCGUGCACCAAUGUAACAGCAGAAGUGUAUAUGCGUGCGUACCUGACUCCAUGCAUCAAUGACUGUGGGACGUAUGGACAGUGCAAGCUCCUACGAACCAACAACUACCUUUAUGCUGCAUGUGAAUGCAAAGCAGGCUGGAAUGGCUGGGGCUGCACCGACAACUCCGAAGCAUACUCUUACAGCUUCCAGCUUCUCUCCACCCUCCUGCUCUGUCUCAGCAACCUGAUGUUCGUCCCGCCUGUGGCCAUUGCCAUUAGAAGUCACUACCUGCUGGAGGCUUCAGUCUACAUCUUCACCAUGUUCUUUUCCACUUUUUACCAUGCGUGUGACCAACCUGGUAUUGUGGUCUUUUGCAUUAUGGAGUAUGACGUCCUGCAGUUUUGUGACUUCCUUGGGUCCCUUAUGUCAGUGUGGGUCACAGUUAUUGCUAUGGCAAGGCUAAAAUCCAUCAUCAAACAGGUGCUGUAUCUGCUGGGGGCGAUGUCUCUGUCCAUGGCUCUGCAGCUGGACCGUCACGGUCUGUGGAACCUGCUGGGACCUAGUCUGUUUGCGCUGGGCAUAAUGGCUGUGGCAUGGACGGUGCGGACCAUCCGCCGCCGACGCUGCUACCCGCCCACCUGGAAGCGUUGGGUCUUCUUCCUGUUCCCUGGCACCAUGAUCGCCACAUCCGCUGUGGCUCUGUACGCCUUCGUGGAGACGGAGGAGAACUACUUCUACAUUCACAGCAUCUGGCACAUGCUGAUCGCAGGGAGCGUGGGCUUCCUUUUGCCUCCUCGCGCCAAGCCAGAUGCCAAAGUGACCCCGCUGAAGCGCAAGCGGGGGUGCGGCUAUCAGCUGUGUGUGAACGAACACGAGGAACUGGGCCUGGUGGACCCGGGCAUCAUAACCAUCAACAGCAUCUGUACCAGCUGAUAAACUCCACAUUCACAACUUUUUACCUUAGAGACACGUCAUUGCCUUCUUUUAGUGCAGAAAUUCACACAUGGAAAUUAAGCCACAGAACUUUAAAAAAGAACGAAAAAACAAACUAUGUAAAUACGUAAAUCCUGAUGUGACACUGAAAAUUGUUUCUGUUGUAAUGGACAUGGUAAUUAUGAUCAGUAUGUAAUAAUUAUCUAUAGAUAAAGUUCUGAUGAAAUGUGGGUGUAUAGUGACACACUGUUGUUUGUGAAUAUGUAUUUAAAGUCAAAGCUGAAACACUGCUGCUAUCUGACGGUGACUGUAAAUCUGCUUCUUUUGGUUAUUUAUUGCUGGUCUUGUAAGCAGGCCUGCUGUCAUGUGGGAGGGUGGGGGUCACAGGUGAAUGGUGGACACGGGCGGACAUUCACCAAGGGCACGGCUUUUCUGAAAUUCUUUAAGAUAUCUCUUUUGCACUGAGACACAAAAAUGUUAGUCUGUACAUUUUUAUAACAACAAUGGGCAUCACAAAUGUAAAACCUAGGAGUCAUGUGGAAUGGUAGACUGUCUUUUCCAAUGUAUCACUUUAACACAAUGUGUUGAUUGUUCGUGAAGGAAAGAAAUCCCAAAGUUCUUGAAAGAGAAGAGGGAGGAAUACUUAAAAGGAUAGUUUUAAAUGAGAUUGAUGGGGUAUUUUUGCCAGUAUCUUACCUGAGGUUCACAGCAUUCUGAAUGACCUCAGACUAAAAAUGUGGGUUCGUUGGUUCCACAGGGCAUUUUUGGUGCCAUGAACAUGUCCAGAGGGAGUAUCUGGCACCACAUAAGAAAUACUAAUGGAGUCAAACAAUUUUCCUGCUGCUGCUUUUUCGUGUAUUUAAUCUCUCAUCACCACAGAAGCUCAAUGCACCUUUUAUAUUUUGGAGAAUAGCUAACUUUUAUGUUUGAAAUAAACAAUAUUUCAAAUAAAGUGUUUAGAUGGAGCAAAGUACAUUAAAAGUAUGAAAGGCCUAUUUAAAUAAAAUAUAUUUAUUUUAAACACUUUUGCUAAAAAGAAGAAUUUCUGCAAAUUUAAUGCCACAAGCUGUUACACAGCCAAAAUGGUCAUCAAAUAAAAGUUCAACUAAAUGUUUAAAGGGCCGGCAUAAGGGUUAAACAUCUGUCAGAUGCAAAACUGACUGGGUGUAAAAUUAGAAUUAAAAAUGUUCAAGGAACCACUUUUAAAAUUUUGAAGAUUUGGCUCCCUCUUGAGAAUUCCUCCCCGAUUCUCCAAACCGACAAUCUUAUUUUUGUCCACUUAAGAUGCUGGCUACUCUUAUCUACUCCUCAAAACCCAUCUUCAAAAACAACAGGCUAUCCCUUUAAGAGACCUCAAAUAGAAACCUCACCUCUCCACUCUUUUCUGACAGGACCUCUGUGACGCCACAUUCAUGAACAAUAAAUGUUUUCUUUCUUUGCCUCAGUAUUACUUUGCUGCUCUCAAAGCUUUUAAAUGCUGUACACCAGAUGAAAUCUCUCACAAAGACAUGAUAUUGCCUUUCUAGACCCUAAUGGAAGCCAGUGGUUCUUUAGACAGUGGGAUGAGAUGCUGUCAGCAGCAUCCUCCCAGGAAUAGAGCAGGAGUGGAGAUAAAUAAUUCUCCUACACAAGCAGCAGUCUGAAGGCAGUUUUAAAGAAGGCUGUUGAUACGUGUUUUUUUGUCUUCCUUUGGAAGAAAAAGCAGAGUUGUGAGACUUUUAUGAGUCUCUGCUAUAUUCCCCUUAGGUGUGAUCCAUCAUUUCUUGUGCACACCGGAUAGUUUUUACGUGAAUAUUUCAGAAAGGAUGAAAAGAUUUAUUAUUUUAGCAAUGCAUAUCCUAUGGUGCAAGGUAAAUGGUUACUGUACCUGGGCUUGAUGUCACACAUGGUGGAAACGAUGGCUGUUAAAGGUAUAGGUUGACAUUUAGGAAAAUGUGCUUCACUCCCUCUCUCGUCGUGGACGGAUUGCUAUUGCUCUCCUUUAUGUUAACAUAAAGCUUUAGCUGGAAGAAAAAAACAAUUAGCUGAGAACAAAAGACUUAAAAUGAGGAGAAACAUUUCAGCUUGACUGUAUCUGUUCAGUCUGCACAAAUGAAAAUCUUUAGAGUUAUGGUUCCCAUAGUUUCAAAUUUAACAAACAAAAAAUGCAGAAUUGGUAUCGAUUUUCCUUGACAAUAAAGUAGACGAGCACAUUUGCCAAAAUGUCAAUCUAUUCCUAUAAGCACUAUAAAAUUUGUAAUAAAAAAAAAUGUUAGGCAUAUUUUUAAUAAUUUAGCCAGUUUUUGAAACCAAAGCUAUGAAUAAGUCACAUACAUGCAUACUAAUAACCCAGAUUUAUAGCACCCUAUUUCUUUUCGAUUUGUAAGCACAGGAUUUUUUCAUAAAAUAGGUUGCAGGAAUACUCCAAAGCCAACACUGCUGCAGCUAAUUACACCAGAUUUCGCCCUGUGUUUGCCUUUUCAGCUUUAAAAACAUGACAGAAUGAGGUCAAAGGAGGCCAAACAAAGUCCCUAUAUUUACUGCUUUUCUCUAUCUGUUCAAAGAUUCUAGGGGAUUGUAUGACUUUAGCACUAAAUAAGAAAGAGGCCGCAUGAGUAAUGCAAAAAGCUUUAUGCUUUUCAUAAAAUUUAGAUGAAUAAUACCUUGAUGUCAAUUGUGAUAUUUUAAUUUACUGAGGAUUUUACAUUAACCAGAAAAAGGUACAUCCCACACAAUCUUGCUUUCAGAUGCCCAUCAAAAAUAAAUGUAAAUUAGCCCUCUCCUAUUUUUUCAGAGCAAGCUCAUGAUUAAAGAUGUGUGCCCGAAAUCAUCAUGUCAAUAAUAAAAAGAGAAAAGUGCGGGGCAAUGCAUAAAAUAAUUUUAAAUGUUUAAACCAGUUUAAAACUUCAUGAAGCUGUAUAUAUUUCAGUGUACUUCUCAGUGCCGUCCAUAAAAGGCCAAGUAAUGGAAAUUCCUGUUGUAUGAAACUCAGUAUUCCAAAUGGACGGUGUACCUCUUAGCAUGAAGAAAAGGCCUGUAACUGUGCCUAAUGAGACAAAUCAGACCCAAAUGACAAGGUUUCAGAUAUUACAAUUUCAAACAGCUGAUAUUCCUUGAAAUAAACCUCACAUGAAAUCAAAGCUAACACCCUCUUUGUAUUCAUGGGUUCCUUUCUAACAUAACACAAAUAUUAUUUCAAAACAGCACACCCAACAUCACAAGAGACUUUUCAUCUGGACGUUUUGUGUUUGCUUAUUUUCUUUGGGUAACUUUGCUGAUUUGAGCUGCUACUGAUGGGCUUUAGAUCUCAAAUGUGAUACCAUACAUGUCACCAAAACACAAGUUUGUAUAGAUUUAUUUGAUAUGGUUCUUGGUACUUAGUGCCAUAGCUUCCGCAUGUUUGUCCAAUUUAUUGUAGAAGGAAUAUUGCUCCAGAAAUCAUGCUUUAUGAUCAUGGAUUAAUUUACUGAGCAAAUCCAGCUAUAGAGUGCAAAAAUCCAACAUAUUAUAAAGCCAGAAAAAUCUUGAAGGAUGAAAAAAUUACAUUUCAGUUGACUUCACAUAAUUUGAGUCUUUGGAAGCAAGUCUCUCUAUAAUGUAGCAACACUACCACAGAUGGACGAUGACGUGUCAGUUGGACAGAAUCACAGGAUUGCCUAUUGCAAAAUAGCUUUCUAAUGUACUCUGACUCAUAGGCCAGGGGUUGCGUUUUCGACAGUUUUUUUUAAAUGGUAAAAAUUUCAAGGCUAUCUGUCAUUUACACAGAUUGCGAUUCACACCCCUGACCACUUGGAGAGUUAGCAUAUCACUUAGCUGUUUUCUUAGUUAAUGCAUGACCUUGUUGGAUUGACUCAGAGUUCAAAUCCUCAUGAGCCUCUGCAGCAAUCCCGCUCAAGACAUUUGAUUACUCACAAGCAGGUGUGCACUAUUUAGGUUCUUGCGCAGCAGAAGGAAGUUGUAAGACCACAGUUCAGGCCACAGCAAGCAAGCUGUUCAUAUUUUAAGUGCAAUCGUUUCAGCAUUGUCUAUGUGUAGUUACUGGGACCACAGUCAAUAAAAAGAGAUUAUGACAGGAUUUUUUGACCCUGUCAGGUGUAACCAUUUUUUGGAAAAUAAUAUUGUGAGGAUUCUUACUUUCCCUAAAGAUUCUAGAGGAAACGAGAUUUGUACAAUAAAAUGUUGAAGAGGUCAUAUUUUAUGUUUUGCCCCAGGUUUGUAAAACAAAUUCCAUGUGUGUCUCAAAGCAAGGCUGAGCAAGUUGUACACAACAUGAUUAUUGCUAUGCCUAGCAGUGAGUCAGAAGCUGAAACCAGAUAACCACAUGUAUUUUGUAAGCAUGAAGUUUUUUAAUUAGGGACAAAUGUUUUGUACUUUUUGUGCGUCCACUGUCAGUACUAACCCUCUCUCUCUGAACAUGUGAUAAUUAGCUGAAGCAGCAACUUGUUUUUUCUGUGUUUGACUGAGCAACAGACUGUACAUCAGUGUUUUGAACUUCAUCCCAAACACAUGUGGAGCAUUUGCUUUUAGUGACUGUAUAGUACCAUACAAAGAUUUUGUGAGAAAACUAACUGUAGAUAGACUUAUAGAGUUUAAGUGGUGGGACUGACUGCAUCCUGCAAAUAUAGCAAAUAAAAAUAAAAGCUACAUUUCUGUAGUGCUUUAUGAA
Girardinichthys multiradiatus is the source of this 8167-nucleotide messenger RNA. RefSeq names its product transmembrane protein 8B (gene tmem8b). The transcript is spliced from 13 exons. Gene Ontology annotation, cellular component: plasma membrane. Lineage: Eukaryota; Metazoa; Chordata; Actinopteri; Cyprinodontiformes; Goodeidae. The record is from RefSeq and is a predicted model, not a curated record. Bases 1111 to 3522 code for a protein of 803 amino acids.